AUGCUUUUCAACAGUGCAAAUUUUUGCAUUAUUUUUUUUCUUCAUUUACAUAUCAUUGCGUUAUCGACAAAAACUGAAAUAAAAUUCAAUGUAAAUGUUCCAUCAUUAUUUCGAUGUAAGCCGAAUGGACGUGUCUUUUAUUUUCAUGAUUUUCCUACAAAUCAAAUAUUUAAUCAGACUAUAAGAAAUUAUAUUAGCGACUGUGAUUUAUCGUUAACAACACCAGAAAAACGCGUUACAUUUGAUCUUGACCAAUUAAUUUCACGAUGUACUCAUCCUUGGUAUUCGAAAGAAGAUCGUAUUAAUGAAAUAUUAGUUUUCAAAACGAAUUGCUCAGUGAAUGAUCACUGCAUACGAUUAACACCAUCAGUUGCAACAAUAAUUAAAAAUCAUAGAACAAAAUCAAAUCAACCAACGUUACUCGAUUUUGAUUUAAGGGGAAUCGGAACAGAAAAAAUUCAAAUAGGUGAAGAUGAUCAAUAUCCGUUUUCUUACCACGAUGAUGGUUAUGCAAAAAGAGGUUUUAAAAAAAGUCAAAUUGUAUUUAAAAUUCAACAAGAUACGUAUCUUAAUAUGAUGUGCGAAAGUGGAAAAAUGACUUCGUCAGGAGCAGGUUGGUCAUGGUUAUGUUAUUAUUAUCCAUCGAAUACAGAAGAUCCUAUGGAUUUUACAAUUAUUAGUAAAGCUAUUAGCGAUUCGGAAAAAGCAAGUUCUCCAGAAUCUCGACUUUCGCCAGAACUUGACCAGAUGAAUCCAAUGGAUUCCUUUGAUAAUUCUUCCAUACCAUUGAAUCCAAAGAAUAAUAAUUCAUUUGUUCGCGUAUUUAUUCUUCUAUUGAUAUUCAUUGUUAUUGUUGGAUCAUUUUGUUUGUGUAAAAAGCAAAAUCAAGUUGUUUUAAAAGAAGAAUCUGAUGAUUUUGAUCGUCGAAGAUCGUCUGUAGACUCACAAAAUUCUAUUAAAUCAAAUUAG
Messenger RNA from Rotaria socialis, 969 nucleotides. The record is from the annotation of a GenBank genome assembly. Lineage: Eukaryota; Metazoa; Rotifera; Eurotatoria; Philodinida; Philodinidae.